GAGAGGGGAGCUAGGGGGUGCGGGCAGCGAGGAUCGCGCACAGGAGACGAGAGGAGAGAGCGACUCGACGCGCUCUCGGAGCGACGCUUUUGUGAUUUGUUGUUGUUGUUGUUGCUCUGCUCGGAAAUAUAUUUGCUUUAACACAAAACAAAACAACAUUCGUCGGAGUCAACUCCCGCAGCAGCAGCGGCGGCGGCGGCAGCGGCUGCGGGAACAGAAAGAGCAGCGGCAACUCAAGGAUCGUCAGUGUCAUCAGCAGGACCAUCAUCAUCAUCAGCAGCAGCAGAAGCAGGGACAUCAAUCAGAAACAGCAGCGCAAUUAUCAGCGUGCUGCAGCAACCCAAGGCAGCGGGAGCAGCAGCAGCGGCAGAAUCAUUAUCUGCAGAGUCAUCCUAAUCAGCAGAAUCAUCAUCAUCAGCAUCAUCAGCCGGUGAGAUGGCGCUCUACCUGGGCGUACGGCAGUACCACGUCAUCGGGGAUUACGGCGCUCGCUUCUCGUUCCUGAGUCGCGGGGGGGACUCGGGACUCAAUUCCCCGGGGGGCAGGAAGAAGACCAAGGGGACCGGCUCUCGACGCGGCUCGGUCGCCUCCUCGUGCGGCCCCGAGCGCACCGACUCCCCCGCGCCGCUCAAGAGCGUGCGAUUCACGGCCGACGUGGAGUUCCUUGACAACGUGAGGCAGGGAGACGUGGAGCAGGUGGAGGCUUUCGUCAAGGGCGGGGAGCUCUCCCUCGACACCAUCAACACGUCCGGCAUGGCGGCGCUGCACGAGGCGUCUCUGCGUGGCCACGUGGAGGUGGUGGAGGCGCUCCUGCGAGGGGGGGCACGGAUGGAGCUGCGCACCGAGGGGGGGGUCACGGCGCUGCACCUCGCCUGCUCGCAGGGCCACACGGCCGUCAUCAGACAUCUUCUCCGGAAGGGCGCGUCCCCCGUGGCGCUGUCCGAAGGCGGCGACCUCCCCGAGGACCUCCUGCCCCGGGGCCGCUCCGACAUCCGGCAGAUGCUGCGCGCGGCGCGCAGGGGAGUCUUGCCUGACGACUAAAGGGGUCGCAGGGACCCCCCCCCCUCUCAACGUGCCCCCCCUCCAACCCCCCUCCCCGGCGCGAGGGGUGACCCCUGCGAGCGGGGGGCCAGCCACGUGCGGGGAGCGCGCUCAGGGACCCGGGGGACCCCGCUCAGGGGAUCGCUUGAACCCCGACUGAGAAAUCGGAUCGAGGGUUUCAGAUCCGGCAUGAGGAUCACGGGCCCAAGUCCAGCGUCUGGAUCGCGCGGAGUGGAGUCGGGAGGCGACUGGAAGCCACGGGCUCCAAUUUACAAGACUCGGACGCGAAAGUCUGGAUCAAGGACUCCUCGGAUCCAAGAACUCGGGAAUUCUGGACACGGAUCGAGAAUUCAUAUUCAGGAGCCCCUUGCGGUUCCUGCCAGUGGAGAUCCCGAGAGGACCCCCUGAGUUCCAGGGGGUACCUGCACCCCCCCCCCCAUCUCUUUCCCAAGGCCCACCGCCUCAAGCCUCACCCACACCCCCCUCAUCGGGGGGUGAACUACCCCCCCCCCCCUGUAGCUGCGUCGCGUAUAUAUUUUUGUACAGGGCUGGAGAUUGUCAACGUUUCUGUCGGUAAUGUUUCCAUCAUUUUAAAUAAAAUCGCUUUCAUUCA
Lethenteron reissneri (Far Eastern brook lamprey) is the source of this 1654-nucleotide messenger RNA. Its product is annotated as protein phosphatase 1 regulatory subunit 27-like. NCBI's taxonomy places the organism in Eukaryota, Metazoa, Chordata, Hyperoartia, Petromyzontiformes, Petromyzontidae. Gene Ontology annotation, cellular component: BRCA1-A complex; BRCA1-BARD1 complex. Gene Ontology annotation, molecular function: ubiquitin-protein transferase activity; protein binding. The record is from RefSeq and is a predicted model, not a curated record. Gene Ontology annotation, biological process: protein K6-linked ubiquitination.